AUGAUGGACAAUGACAACGUUGAGGUAGUUGAAGUCAUGAUGGAUAAUGACAACGUUGAGCCAGACGAAGUCGCGAUGGACGACGACAACGUUGAAAUAGUUAUCGUGAACGGAGACGAACAAGUAUCAGAUGAUGAUAACUUUGUUGGUGUUUUCGAGCUUUCACCACUGUACGACAUUCAAGAGGUUGAACAAAUCGCCCCGGUUGUCGCUAGACUGUUGCUAGACCGUCCGGCUGGCGUUCAGCACCCACUACCGGAACCACACUACAUAGGCGCGUUGAAUUACGUAUGCCGGUAUUGUAGGGCCCGCCACUUUAAGUGCGAGGAAACAAGCCCGAAUAAUGUUUCUACAUGCUGCAACAACGGUCUGAUGGCCGUUUCAGGACCGUGUGUGUUGACACCUGCACCGUAUUUACUACAGAGGUUGUUGGUUGAAGAUUUGGUAGAAGGUAGACACUACCGAAAUAACAUCCGCCGGUACAACAACACUUUGGCAUUUGUUGCAUUUUCCACCGCCUUCAACACACGGCGCUUGCCAGGUCGGGGACCGAAUGUGUUUACUGUUCAUGGGCAGGGAUAUUGGACGAUAAGUAAUGACUUGAUCGGGAACGAACCUAUCCAACGCAGAUUCUGCCAGCUGUAUUUCGUCGAAUCCGGAGAGGCAAACCGGAUUUGUAGGGAGCAGCAGCAACUACUGCCUGCCGCACAACGUCUAUUGCCAAGUGUGCUCGGAGACUUAGACGGCCUGUUACGGGGCAUCAAUCCAUUCGCACAGGCUUUCGAGUAA
Messenger RNA from Macrosiphum euphorbiae (potato aphid), 789 nucleotides. The record is from the annotation of a GenBank genome assembly. NCBI's taxonomy places the organism in Eukaryota, Metazoa, Arthropoda, Insecta, Hemiptera, Aphididae.